GUAUCUCCAUUACCAACCGUCACCCGCGCCCUCCACUGCUCCAGGAGAGUCAUGAAUUCCACCCGCAGUAGUAGUAACUUGGACAAUGCCACUUUGUCCAUCUUCGAGAGUACCCGCACCAGCACGAUCAUCUCGGUCAUCUACAUGGUGGUCACUGUGGUCAACCUGGUGGGGAACGGUCUGUCCAUGUGGCUCCUGCUCUUCAGGACCUUUCCCAAAACGCCGUCUAUAAUCUUCAUGAUAAACCUGACCUUCACCGACCUGAGUCUGGGGGUCGCUCUGCCAUUUCAAAUCGCCUACCAGCUGCAGGGGUACGACUGGAACCUGGGGCCAAACAUGUGCAGUUUUCUAACCGUGAUGUUCUUCACCAACAUGUACUGCUCCAUCCUGACCAUGAUGGCCAUUAGCAUUGACCGCUACCUGGGCAUCGUGAGGCCAAUGUCCUUCAGAGAGACUAGAAAGAGAAAGUCUAUGGCCAUCAUCAGCUGCCUCUUCAUGUGGGGCUUAGUCUUGAGUGUCCUUUGGCCGAUGAUGACCACAGACUUGACCUUUGACAUCCCUGAACUCGGGAUAACCACAUGUUUUGACGUGCUGAAGAAAAACAUGCUUCCGUCUAUAACCGCCUGGGCUGCGUUCCUCUUCUGCAUGUUUUUUGUACUCUUCUUCUUCCCUUUCUGCAUUACUACAUUUUGCUACAUCAGAGUAAUCAAACAGCUGGCAAAAGACUCAAAGACGGCCCAGAAAGUCAGGGCGAUACGCUUGGCUGUUCUCGUUUUGCUGGUCUUUACUGUUUGUUUUGCCCCAAACAACUUUCUCUUGUUAGUCCACACGAUUCUGAGGCUGUAUUAUCAAAAAUCCGUCUACACAGCCUACAAACUGUCUCUUUGUUUCAGCUGUGUCAACAGCUGCCUUGACCCAUUUAUUUACUAUUUGGGCUCCAAGGACUUCAGGCAGAAGCUGAGACAGAUCAUGGGAUGGCGCAGCGUCAGCAGUACAGAGUCGAAACAGGAGCACAGGGACAUUUUGUAUUCAAUGCAUUGUGUUUAUGAAGGUCAACAGAGUAAGAAGUAGAUUUCUUUGUAAAUAUGAUAAAGUCUUAUGUU
Molecule: messenger RNA, 1103 nt
Organism: Periophthalmus magnuspinnatus
Lineage: Eukaryota; Metazoa; Chordata; Actinopteri; Gobiiformes; Gobiidae
Gene: p2ry8
Product: P2Y receptor family member 8
Exons: 3
Coding region: 52-1071 (339 amino acids)
Biological process (GO): thrombin-activated receptor signaling pathway; positive regulation of Rho protein signal transduction; blood coagulation
Cellular component (GO): membrane
Molecular function (GO): thrombin-activated receptor activity
Source: RefSeq, a predicted model, not a curated record